GGCCUCAGCUGUCCCCAACUAGCCAGCUCUCCGCGCCGCGCAGUGGCAGCUCAACUCCGGCUAGCGUGGAGAUCUGCAGGACCCUCCCUUCAACCCCACUUCUGGGGUCACUGCUCAAAUGGAAAUACUAUGGAAUGAGGUCAGUUCCACCUCUCUCUUCCCCUUCCAGACUCUGGCAGGUCAGGUUCAGAUGGGCUUUGUCAGGAGGCCCCACUGCCCGCUCCUUCCUUAACUGAGGGCUGAUGCCUGAAAACUCUCAGGAGAAGAACCAGGCCUACCCCCGCAGCCGCCGCCCUGGGAGCCACACAGGCCGUAAAAGCCCCAAGGCCCUCUCAGCCACAGCCAUGUACGCCUUCCUGCCUGACAACUUCACACCUGUCAAGCCCAAGCCAUCCAAAGAGCUGAAGCCGCUGCUGGGCUCCACGGUGCUAGGGCUGCUGCUAGUGUUGGCGGCAGUUGUGGCCUGGUGCUACUAUAGCGCCUCUCUACGCAAGGCAGAACGUCUGCGGGCCGAGUUGCUGGACCUCAACCUUGGCGGCUUCUCCAUCCGCAACCAGAAGGGCGAGCAGGUUUUCCGCCUGGCCUUCCGCUCUGGCGCGCUAGACCUCGACUCUUGUAGCCGCGACGGCGCCCUUCUGGGCUGCUCUCGCACAGCCGAUGGCCGUCCGCUGCACUUCUUCAUCCAGACUGUGCGGCCCAAGGACACAGUCAUGUGCUACCGUGUGCGCUGGGAGGAGGCGGCACCGGGGCGCGCUGUGGAGCAUGCCAUGUUCCUGGGAGACGCAGCGGCGCACUGGUACGGUGGCGCUGAGAUGAGGACCCAGCACUGGCCAAUCCGCCUUGAAGGCCAGCAGGAGCCACAGCCUUUCGUCACCAGCGACGUCUACUCCUCUGACUCGGCUUUCGGAGGCAUCCUAGAGCGCUACUGGCUGUCCUCACGUGCCGCUGCCAUCAAGGUCAAUGACUCAGUACCCUUUCACCUGGGCUGGAACAGCACGGAGCGCUCACUGCGGCUGCAGGCGCGCUACCACGACACUCCCUAUAAGCCACCAGCUGGCCGUGCUGCUGUGCCAGAGCUCAGCUACCGCGUGUGCGUUGGCUCAGAUGUCACCUCCAUACACAAGUACAUGGUGCGGCGCUAUUUCAACAAGCCAUCGAGAGUGCCAGCUCCCGAGACCUUCCGAGACCCCAUCUGGUCCACAUGGGUGCUGUACGGGCGCGCGGUGGACCAGGAAAAGGUACAGCGUUUUGCCCAGCAGAUUCGCCAGCACCGCUUCAACAGCAGCCACUUGGAAAUCGACGACAUGUAUACACCUGCUUAUGGUGACUUCGACUUCGAUGAGGCCAAGUUCCCCAAUGCUAGUGACAUGUUCCGUCGCCUGCGUAACGCUGGAUUUCAGGUCACUCUCUGGGUGCACCCAUUUGUCAACUACAAUUCAUCAUCCUUUGGCGAGGGUGUGGAGCGCGAGCUGUUCGUGCGUGAACCCACUGGCCGGCUGCCCGCGCUAGUGCGCUGGUGGAAUGGUAUUGGAGCGGUGCUCGACUUCACGCAUCCCGAAGCCCGUGACUGGUUCCAGGGGCACCUGCGGAGGCUGCGCUCGCGCUAUGCAGUGGCCUCCUUCAAGUUCGAUGCCGGUGAGGUCAGCUAUUUGCCACCGGACUUCAGCACCUACAGGCCCCUGCCAGACCCCAGCAUAUGGAGCAGGCGCUACACCGAGAUGGCGCUGCCCUUCUUCUCGCUGGCAGAGGUCCGUGUGGGCUACCAGUCACAGAACAUCUCAUGUUUCUUCCGCCUGGUGGACCGCGACUCGGUGUGGGGCUACGAUCUGGGGCUGCGUUCGCUCAUCCCUGCAGUGCUCACCGUCAGCAUGCUGGGUUACCCGUUCAUCCUGCCAGAUAUGGUAGGUGGCAACGUAGUGCCUGAGCGCAUAGCAGGCGGCGGUGAUGUGCCCGAACGCGAACUCUACGUGCGCUGGCUGGAGGUGGCCGCCUUCAUGCCCGCUAUGCAGUUCUCAAUCCCGCCCUGGCAAUAUGACUCUGAAGUGGUGGCCAUUGCGCACAAGUUCGCUGCACUGAGGGCCUCGCUAGUGGCACCGCUAUUGCUUGAGCUGGCUGGUGAGGUCACUGACACUGGUGACCCCAUCGUGCGCCCCCUCUGGUGGAUCGCACCAGGCGAUGAGACUGCGCACCGCAUCGACUCUCAGUUCCUUAUUGGGGACACACUGCUGGUGGCUCCGGUACUGGAGCCUGGCAAGCAAGAACGCGACGUCUACCUGCCCGCGGGCAAGUGGCGCAGCUAUAAGGGUGAGCUUUUCGACAAGACGCCAGUUCUGCUCACCGAUUACCCUGUCGACUUAGAUGAGGUGGCCUACUUUAUCUGGGCAUCUUGAACCAGACCAGGACCCAGGAACCCCACAGCCCCAAUCCCAGUCUUCAUGCAGGCCUUUAACCCUGAAUCAUAGUCACAUCGUGUAUCCCCAGAAAGUACUUACCUCUGUACCACCCAGUAAGUGAGUGCUGACAUAUAUGUGCUCAACCCAGCUCCUGUAAGGCCAGGGGAGAGUCACUGAAGCAACCUCCCACUCCAAGGCACAAUCCUAACAGCCCCCUUUCUCUCUACACUCACUCCAAUCUGAAGAAACCUGGGAAGGAGAAGUGAGUGAGCUCAGAGGAAAAAAGUCAGUGCUCUUCCUGUUAUAUGUGGUUGAUUUUUAAAAGCACAAAGAGAAACCUCACCUGCCAUCCUGGCCUGAGUGGCCAUUUUUGUCCUUCUGAAGUGGGGACUUGAUCCCCUUUAAGGUCUCAAAAUAGCCCCCUGCCACACUUAGAAAGGGCACAUUCUUGGAGCUGGAAGCCAGGCCCUGAGUUCCCAGCACUGGCCUGAACUGUGACUAACCUGGUCCCACCCCAGCUGGCAAGGAUGGAUGGGGAUACUUGGCCAACUGACAAGGAGGCAAGAGGUCCCAUAAGAUAGGAGAACUGGGCUCAGCACAAAGCCAUCAUCAUUGUCCCCCAUCUGUGAAGACUCCUAACACUGCACUAAUUCUUCUGUAUACUCACAUGGGCUCAACCCUGGGGCAAGGCCACUGCCUGAUGGGCAAAGACUUGCAAGGCCAUGCAGGCUAAACUUGGUGCCUUAACUCAAGAACGUGUGUGUGUGUGUGUGUGUGUGUGUGUGUGUGUCUUUGUGAAGGAGAGAGAGAAAGAGGCACCCUGUGUCCCUGGAUCUACUGAAUGAACAUAGCACCCCUGGGGCUAGAUGAGCUUGGAGGGAGGGGGCUGGGAACAAAUUUGAGGCUUUGCUUGUUAAAUUGCCCUCCUCCCAAGUGAUGUCUCCCGGAUUCUGGUAGGAAAUAAACAGCCCUUUCAAGAUUCCUCUGCUGCCUCACUCCCUGCACACAUGGCAGGGGUGUGGCCUAAAAAGGAGUAAUGUUCUUAUUCUUGUGGUGGUGUGCUUGAGCAUCUGAACUACAUGCACACAUCCGCCAUUUCCCUUUCUAAGAACAGUCUCAGCCAGAGUGAGUUUUUCCUGACUUUGCAGCUGAAUCUGGGAAAGGCGUGGCUUGCCAGAGGGGAUAGGUGGGAAACAGGGAAGGGCUUAGCUUCUCUCAACAGCUUAGACAACAGAACUCACAGCCUAAGGAAUGCAUCCCUUUGCCUACCCCUCCAUCCUAUUUUCUCAGUAUGAAGAAUGCCUAAUGAAAGUUUAAGGACACUUCCAGACGCCCAUCUCCAAUGUUGAUUCUACUACUCAUCUACAAGCUGUGUGACCCUGAGCAAGCUGCUUAAACUUGCUGAGCCUCAGUUUCCUUAUAUGUAAAAUGGUGAUAAUAAUGCCUACCUACCUCCCAGAUUGUUUUGGGAAUUUUAAGCACAGAUGUAUGUAAAGUAAGUGCCUGGCACGAGUAGGUGCUCAAUAAAAGGUAGCUAUUAUAAUA
Messenger RNA from Pteropus alecto (black flying fox), 3938 nucleotides. It is a transcript of the gene MYORG, whose product is annotated as myogenesis regulating glycosidase (putative). Gene Ontology annotation, molecular function: hydrolase activity, hydrolyzing O-glycosyl compounds. Bases 243 to 2390 code for a protein of 715 amino acids. The record is from RefSeq and is a predicted model, not a curated record. Lineage: Eukaryota; Metazoa; Chordata; Mammalia; Chiroptera; Pteropodidae. The transcript has 2 exons. Gene Ontology annotation, biological process: skeletal muscle fiber development; carbohydrate metabolic process.